This is a messenger RNA of Talpa occidentalis (Iberian mole), 703 nucleotides long. Its product is annotated as killer cell lectin-like receptor subfamily B member 1. The coding region runs from base 15 to 686 and encodes 223 amino acids. NCBI's taxonomy places the organism in Eukaryota, Metazoa, Chordata, Mammalia, Eulipotyphla, Talpidae. The transcript is spliced from 6 exons. The record is from RefSeq and is a predicted model, not a curated record.
GUCUCCUCUUUGCUAUGGAUGGACAAGUGAUGUACGCUGAAUUAAAUGUAUCCAGGAAAUCGGGCCUUAAAAGUUCAUCACCCCCAUCUGUUCCUCAGGGUGUCUGUCAGUGUCCAUCCUGGCAUCAACUUGCUCUGAAAGUUGGCUGUGCUGGGCUUAUUCUUCUCUCCUUGGCUGUGAUUGGGUUGAGUGUUUCAGUGAUAUCCUUGAAACUGACAUCAUCAUCAACAAACAAUUGUACUGGGGAUGUUCAAGAUGUUCAAAAGAACAGAAAUGAAACUACAGAAAGGCCAAGUCUGUUGAAGUGCCCCAAAGAUUGGAUUCUGCUCAGAGAGAAAUGCUUGGUUUUUAUUUCUAGUUCUCCCCAACAUUGGACUCACAGUUUAGCUGACUGCUUAACAAAAGAAGCCAGUUUGGUGCUUAUUCAAGAUCAGGAAGAAUUGACACUCAUACAACACCAGCUACCUGAUAAAGGACUUAAUUUUUGGAUUGGAUUGAAUUUUACAUUAUCAGAGAAGAAAUGGAAGUGGGUAAAUGGCUCAUUUUUAAAUUCUAAUAUAUUGCAGAUUAAUGGUGAAGAGAAAGAAAACAACUGCGCUUACAUCUCACAUAAAAAAAUAGCAUUUGAGAACUGUGAGGCGGAAAAUAAGUGGAUUUGCCAAAAGAACUUAAAACAUCAGAAAUAAAGCCUGUUCUGUGUUGA